Toxorhynchites rutilus septentrionalis is the source of this 579-nucleotide messenger RNA. RefSeq lists its product as uncharacterized. NCBI's taxonomy places the organism in Eukaryota, Metazoa, Arthropoda, Insecta, Diptera, Culicidae. The record is from RefSeq and is a predicted model, not a curated record. Gene Ontology annotation, molecular function: zinc ion binding. The transcript has 2 exons. Bases 75 to 569 code for a protein of 164 amino acids.
AGGGUCUUCAGUGGAAACCGGAUUCGAACCAAGGAUAGCCCAGACGGAAUGCUCGUAAACUAUCGUAUUAGCAGAUGGUUAUAUCCAGUUUUUUUCUGUACCGCGGCAGAUCUCAGUAUCAUAAGUUUGUGAACGUCCGCGUGAAAUACAACCUUACGGAGCAAAAGCCACAAACACAUUUGAUAGCAAUGGCCACAUUCAAUCGUCUUUCACAACCCCAUCAAUGCCUUAUCGAGGAAGAUAUUAGUCGGUGGGAAACUAGCGGACUCCAAACUGAAUGUUCCAAAUCCUGCUACCACCAAUACCACGAGGAUGAACUGCGCUUAUUUUGUACGCACUGUCGGGUGAUAAUUUGUGACAACUGUAAUGCUGGUGAACACUUCAAUCACACCCUGCAGUCGGUGGAUCAGUUGGUUAAGCAUUGCGUCGAUGAGCCUAAGAAUAAUGGAAAAAGUGUAAACAUUGAUUUGAAUAAACCGAUUGGAAAAAAUAUAUCGGCGGCUACCGUUAAGAGCAUCCAGAAAGCUCUGGCAGCACUUGGAAUUAACAAAGAGGAAAAAGGGAAUUAAAGUUAUGUAU